AUGCCAGAUGCCCAACCCCACUCCGGCUGGCAUGGCCAUGGCUUCAACUCUGGAUCGAACGCUCUAUCGAGAGCCUUCAUGCGCUGGAUUCGACGGAAGACGCCAGUAGACCGGGAGACGAUGAAGAAACGACAUCAGAUCCACUGCGAGCUCUGCCGCACCUCGAAUUCCAGGGACGACAGCUAUUCCAGCCACGCGCCCGACACCCAGGACCUGGCCAGCCCUGAGGCUGUAGUGAUCGAUACUCAAUCCUCGCAAUCCGACGCGUUUCGAGCGACCUUCACUAUUACGAGCAUGAGCUGCAGUUCCUGCGUCAGCAAAAUUGUUGCCGCGCUGGAAGAGGAGUCCUGGGUGGAUUCAGCCCAAGUCGCCUUGAUGACACAGAGUGCAUCUGUCGAUUUCACAGGGAAAGAGGCGUAUGCUGCACGGCUCACCGAUAUCAUCAGCGACCUUGGCUACGAGGUCGCGCUGGAAGAGGUCGCGAAGCUUCCGAAGAAGACAGAGUCAGGCCCGCCGAAGGGCUCGACUGCUUGGAAAGCUUCGUACUCGAUCCAAGGCAUGACAUGCAGCUCCUGCGUAGGUACUGUCACAGAGACCAUACAAGAUAUCAGCUGGGUGCAGAGCGUUGAGGUCAGUCUCAUCAACAGCAGCGCAACAAUUCUCUUCGAAGGAGCGGCGAACCAGGACGAGGUUGCGUUGGCAAUGGAGGAUGUCGGUUAUACAGCCAUCUUGAAUGAUGUUAGCCCCGCAUCUACGGAGACUGGAUUAUGGGGUGGGCGAAGAUCGGUGUCUAUCAAGAUCGAAGGAAUGUAUUGUCAUCGUUGUCCUGCCAGGGUUGCUGCUACACUCGAUCGAUUCGACGGUAGGGUCACGAUCGAGGACCUCCCGACGCUAGAAAAUCCGAUUGCCACCAUCUCAUACAUCCCGGACGCACCAAACUUUACCAUCAGAGCCAUCCUCGAUUCUAUCUCAACAGCGGAUCUAGUAUUCACGCCAAGCGUCUAUCACCCCCCAACGCUCGAGGAGCGCGCCAAGCAGAUGCAUGCUCGCAUUCAGCGGCAAGUCCUCUACCGCGUCCUCCUUUCAAUCAUUGUCGCCAUUCCCACCUUCAUGAUAGGCAUCGUCUAUAUGACUUUGGUCCCUGGCGAUAGCCCUGGUCGCCGCUACUUUAUGGAGCAAUUACACGGUGUCAGUCGCGCAGAAUGGGCAACGUUCGUGAUGGCAACGCCCGUUUACUUCUUUGCGGCUGACGUCUUCCACCGUCGCACAGUCAAGGAACUGUACUUUACCUGGAGGCCUGGCAGCGCGGUUCCUGUGCUACGCAGGCUUUACCGCUUCGGAAGUAUGGACAUGCUGAUAUGCCUUGGCACGACGAUUGCAUACUUCUCAUCCAUCGCCGAGCUGAUAAUCGCGGCGGUGUCACCCAGAACAAAUAUUUCCAGCAGUAACACGACAUACUUCGACUCGGUAGUGUUUCUGACAAUGUUUCUGCUCAUUGGCCGCCUGAUUGAAGCAUAUAGCAAGGCUAAGACAGGCGACGCUGUGUCAUCUCUGCAGCAUCUGCGACCUAGAGAAGCGCUCCUGGUACUACCUGAUCAUGAACAGAAAGCGGAGGCUCGAUUCGAACUUGUUGCGAUCGAUAUGAUCGACCCGACCGACGUCGUAAAAGUAGUCCACGGCGGCUCCACUCCCUGGGAUGGGAUUGUCAUCUCUGGCGACACUUUCUUCGAUGAAUCUUCUUUGACUGGUGAAUCGAAGCCUGUGUUAAAAGUCGAGGGUGACUCUGUUUAUGCUGGCACGAUCAACAAAGGCGGGCCAGUCUCCAUCAAAAUCACCCAUGUGUCGGGUAGUUCGAUGUUGGACCAAAUCAUCAAAGUGGUACGUGAGGGCCAGGCGCGCCGAGCACCGAUCGAGCGAGUUGCCGAUGCCCUCACUAGCUAUUUUGUCCCGUUUGUUAUCCUCGUUGCCAUCGCAACGUGGCUGAUCUGGCUAGGGCUUGGUGUGUCUGGGACCUUGCCGCGAAGCUACCUGGACAUACAUGCGGGCGGAUGGCCAUUGUGGUCUCUUCAAUUCGCUAUUGCCGUCUUCGUCAUUGCCUGCCCUUGCGGGAUCGGCCUGGCCACCCCAACCGCACUGUUCGUUGGUGGUGGUUUGGCAGCUAAGCAUGGGAUUCUUGUGAAGGGCGGCGGAGAAGCUUUCCAAGAGGCGAGUUGUGUGGACGUUGUCGUCUUCGACAAGACCGGAACGAUAACGCAAGGUGGUAAUCCCAGAGUUACGAAUCAUCAAUACCUUCUACCACCAAGCUCGAUCUUGAAGGAGCAGCACUUGAUGACCGUACUCGAGCGUCUCGAGGGGAACAGCAGUCAUCCAAUUGGCAAAGCCAUUGUUGAGUUCUGCCAAUCGACGCCCAAAGUAUCGAUCAAGUCCCAGCGCGUCGAGGAGCUAGCGGGGAAGGGGAUGCAAGGUGUUUUCGAGAUUGUCGAAUUUUCGCACGUUACGGAGAUACUGGUUGGGAAUGAGGCGCUGAUAUCCGAACAUGGACUAUCCCUCGACAGCACCAUCUUUGCCACUCUGGACACUUGGAAAGGCCAGGCAAAAUCUGUGGUCAUCGUAGCAGUAAAGUGUGCUUCACCUUUGGCGGAUAGCUCUUGGGAAUUAGCGAUGAUCUUUGCAGUCUCCGACCCCAUCCGGCCAGAGUCCCACUUUGUCAUCCAAUCACUUGCGCGUCAAGGCGUAGAUGUGUGGAUGCUCUCAGGAGACAACCCAAAGACUGCUUGUGCGGUCGGUGCCAUGGUCGGUAUUCCGGGCGAGCAUAUAAUUGCUGGCGUGCUUCCGGAGCAGAAAGCGGAGAAAAUCCAGUAUCUCCAGCGAAGUCAGCUCGCAAAGAAGGCACGCUCCUUCUUUGGGCUGCAAAGCACAAGCUCGGCUGGGAGAGCGAUCGUGGCAAUGGUUGGCGACGGUGUGAACGACUCGCCUGCGUUGACUGUGGCGGAUAUCGGUAUCGCUGUAGGUUCUGGAUCGGAUGUCGCCAUAUCUUCGGCCGACUUUGUCCUCGUCAACCACGACAUGACUACAUUACUGACUUUAGUCAGUCUCAGCCGGACAGUCUUCCGGAGAGUCAAGUUCAACUUCGCCUGGGCUCUCAUGUACAAUCUUUUGGCCCUGCCUAUCGCUGCAGGAGUUCUUUAUCCCGUAAAGAGCAAUGGGACGCAUGUAAGGUUGGAUCCUGUCUGGGCUAGCCUGGCCAUGGCCCUCAGCAGUAUCAGUGUGAUUUGUAGUAGCCUGGUCAUGAGGAGCAGGCUACCAGUAGUCGGAUUUCGAGCGCCAAAGUACGAAGUAGCUUAA
Messenger RNA from Recurvomyces mirabilis, 3345 nucleotides. RefSeq lists its product as uncharacterized. The transcript has a single exon. The record is from RefSeq and is a predicted model, not a curated record. NCBI's taxonomy places the organism in Eukaryota, Fungi, Ascomycota, Dothideomycetes, Mycosphaerellales, Teratosphaeriaceae. Gene Ontology annotation, molecular function: copper ion binding; ATP hydrolysis activity; ATP binding. Gene Ontology annotation, biological process: monoatomic cation transport; copper ion homeostasis. Bases 1 to 3345 code for a protein of 1114 amino acids. Gene Ontology annotation, cellular component: membrane.